CCUUCCCCUUCCCCCUCCUCUCUCUCUCUCUCUCUCUCUCUCUACCUGCAGGUCGUAGCUGAAAAUCGAGGAAGAAAGACGGAUGAAACGUUGACCCCGAGAUCCAGCGAUCUUCCAUGGCGCUGUAAUCGCUGCUGCGCGGCGAGGAAUCCAUCGGCGAAAGCCGCCCCCCCCUUUCUCUCUUCCUUCGACGACGCCCAGGUUCUCGUAAUUUCCUCCAUUCGCAUCCCUCGCUAGAUCCGCGGAUCAAAGGUCCGAACUUUAUUCCGCAUCCGGGCGCGAGUUGGAACAUGGGUAGUCCUUACAAAGCUGUUUCGAAGAGCGCGUACGUGGAAUUGCAAUCCCACAAUGAUGGGGCGGCCCCCAAAUCCGACCCCAAGUUCCUCCCCCUCGAUAUGGACGGCUACUCAGGUUCCAAGAACGUGAAUGGCGUCGACGGUGUUUACGAUUAUGAUGAUGCCGAUGUGGAUGUUGAUGAUUACCCGCUCAUCGGAAAUGGGCCCAAGACCGGAUCCGGUGUGUCGGGUGCGGUGUUUAACCUCACCACGACGAUAAUUGGCGCCGGGAUUAUGGCCCUUCCGGCGACCAUGAAGGUUCUUGGAUUGGUUCUAGGGUUUGUUUUGAUCAUACUGAUGGGUAUACUGUCAGAAAUUAGCGUGGAGUUGUUGGUGAGGUUUUCGGUUUUCUGCAAGGCCUCUUCAUAUGGAGAGGUUGUUGAACGUGCAUUGGGGAAACCGGCUAGGAUUAUGUCAGAAAUUUGUAUCAUAGUGAAUAAUGCCGGUGUUAUGGUGGUUUACUUAAUUAUCAUGGGUGAUGUUCUGUCUGGCUCGGUUCGUCAUGUAGGGGUUUUUGAUCAGUGGCUGGGAAAUGGGUUUUGGGAUCAUAGGAAAUUGGUGAUUUUUAUAAUCCUAGUUUUGUUUCUUGCUCCUCUUUGUGUUUUGGAUAAGAUUGAUUCGUUGAGCACGACGUCUGCAGCUUCAGUGGCACUGGCAGUGGUGUUCGUGAUUGUUUGUUUUACUGUCGCAAUGAUUAAGCUUGUUGAAGGGAAGAUCGAGGCCCCGAGGAUGAGCCCUGAUUUUGGCUCUAAGAAGGCAAUAUUGGAUUUGCUUGUGGUGAUACCAAUCAUGUCUAAUGCUUAUGUAUGCCAUUUCAAUGUUCAACCUAUAUAUAAUGAGCUUGAAAACCGGUCUCCGGACAAGAUGUAUCGGGUAGGGAGGAUUACCACAGUUAUCUGUGUCAUGGUCUAUGCUUCGACUGCUGUAUCCGGGUAUCUGCUCUUUGGAAAAGACACUGAAGCUGAUGUGCUGACCAAUUUCGAUAAGGACCUAGGGAUCCGGUUCAGCUCCGCUCUGAAUUAUAUUGUUCGGGCUGGUUACAUUCUCCAUCUGGUCCUUGUUUUCCCGGUGAUCCAUUUCUCGCUACGCCAAACGGUAGAUGCAUUGCUUUUUGAGAAAUCAGCUCCACUUUCAGAGAGUAGGAAGAGGUGUUUGGCAUUAACUGCUGUACUCCUCGUGCUUAUAUACAUAGGUUCAACAAUGAUUCCUAACAUCUGGACCGCAUUCAAGUUCACAGGGGCGACUACAGCUGUGUCAUUAGGAUUUAUAUUCCCACCAUUGAUUGCAUUAAGAUUGUGUAAGAAAGGUGUGGCUUUAAGUCCAGUGGAGAAAUCGCUAUCGUGGGUCAUGUUAGUACUUGCAGUAAUGGUCAGCAUUGUCGGAGUUAUCGGGAAUGUGUAUGGCCUUGAGAGCAAAUCGGAAUGACCUUAUCACUUCGGUUUUAUUGCAAGUUCACAUGUGGACAAGUUCUGUGUGACUUGGUCAUCUCUUUGCCUGUCCGAUUUAAAGACUCAAAUGGAUUCACACAGUAGAUAUAUUUUUUGACAAUAGUGCAAUUAUUGGUUAUCUCUUUUGGUUGUUCCAUAACGAGGAAUGUCAGUGGAACUCAUGGAUGACCAGAAUCGUGAAGGCUGCUCCAAGGUCCUUUGUAAUUGGAUCUGCUGCAAUAAAUUGUAUUCUCAGAGCAGGAUUUAGAGAUUUACACGUUUGUGGAUGAAUGUUUGGGGAUACGGCGUAUAUUAUGUGAAAAAGAGUGCCACAUGUUUUGGUUGAAACUCACGUAAUUCUUUCAAUGAUUCUCAGUUGAACAUUUCUUUUAUAGGAUUUUAUAGUUUGUAUAAUAGGGGGAGGCAUCCGCCACAGUGAUUAAGUGAUGCCCCACUUUAUGUUUCUUCACUUUUGUUGGAAGCUUUUUCUUAGUUCAGUAUACAUUUAUUCCCUUA
Eucalyptus grandis is the source of this 2278-nucleotide messenger RNA. Its product is annotated as amino acid transporter AVT6E. Gene Ontology annotation, molecular function: amino acid transmembrane transporter activity. Gene Ontology annotation, biological process: amino acid transmembrane transport. Lineage: Eukaryota; Viridiplantae; Streptophyta; Magnoliopsida; Myrtales; Myrtaceae. The coding region runs from base 291 to 1760 and encodes 489 amino acids. The transcript has a single exon. The record is from RefSeq and is a predicted model, not a curated record.